This is a messenger RNA of Antrostomus carolinensis (chuck-will's-widow), 606 nucleotides long. It is a transcript of the gene PPIB, whose product is annotated as peptidylprolyl isomerase B. The coding region runs from base 1 to 555 and encodes 184 amino acids. NCBI's taxonomy places the organism in Eukaryota, Metazoa, Chordata, Aves, Caprimulgiformes, Caprimulgidae. Gene Ontology annotation, molecular function: peptidyl-prolyl cis-trans isomerase activity; cyclosporin A binding. The transcript has 4 exons. Gene Ontology annotation, cellular component: cytoplasm; intracellular membrane-bounded organelle. Gene Ontology annotation, biological process: protein folding; protein peptidyl-prolyl isomerization. The record is from RefSeq and is a predicted model, not a curated record.
AUGCCUCCCCCCAGCCUACCUCUUCUGCUUCCCCCCAAGGUAUUCUUUGAUCUGCGGAUCGGUGAGGAGGAUGUGGGCCGCGUUGUCAUCGGGCUCUUUGGGAAGACAGUGCCCAAGACAGUGGAGAACUUUGUGGCGUUGGCCACCGGAGAGAAAGGAUUUGGCUUCAAGGGCAGCAAGUUCCACCGUGUGAUCAAGGACUUCAUGAUCCAGGGAGGAGACUUCACCCGUGGAGAUGGCACUGGAGGAAAAAGCAUCUAUGGGGACCGCUUCCCUGAUGAGAACUUCAAGCUGAAGCACUACGGCCCUGGCUGGGUGAGCAUGGCCAAUGCUGGCAAAGACACCAACGGUUCCCAGUUCUUCAUCACCACGGUGAAGACGCCGUGGCUGGACGGCAAGCACGUGGUGUUCGGCAAAGUGCUGGAGGGCAUGGACGUGGUGAGGAAGGUGGAGAACACUAAGACAGACAGUCGGGACAAGCCCCUGAAGGACGUCAUCAUCGCUGACUGCGGGACCAUUGAGGUGGAGAAGCCAUUCGCCAUCGCCAAAGAGUAAUCCACCCUCCCAGCUCUGCGACAUGGUGCGGGGCUCUGCGCUCUGCCAGGG